UCCACAGCGCUCUUAUACCCCGCCUUCGCAUACCCCUUUGCUUCACUUAUUUACCCCCCAAAAGUACAUCACAUCUAUCAAAACAAUGGGCCGUUCAUUCUACUCCGUCUCCCAGCCUGCUCAGCCUCAGCCACAGAUUGCGUCUCCCCAUCAUGAGGACGCGACCGCCAACCCGGAGAUGCCCACCCCAUCUUACAGAAAAUGGUCUGAGGAACACCCAUUCGACCCCGAAUCCGAAGAGUUCUUCAACAAUGCCGUCUACGAAGCCUUCCUUCAGCCUGGUUCGCCGAUUUCGCCCAUGUCACCCGCGUCUCUGUCAACAGCGUCCUCGUCUGAGCGCUCUAGCUCUCGAGACCUCUCCCCUCCGCACUUCCGUGACACGCAGGAAGACCAGCCAAGUGGAGUUGUGUCAGGAGAGUCCAAUGGUCAUGUUCAAGAACACGACGCGCCUCGUCGUCGUGCUCCUAGAACGAGCACGGGAAGUCACGUACCUACAAGGUUGCUCGCCACGCGCUCCGCCACCCGUACCAACAUCCGCACCUACCGCCCUCUCUUCACUGAGAGUGACUCAGAUGACGAACACGAGAACAACCCUACUGAGCCAGCUCCUCUUCCACUCCCGCGUCUGAGCACAUCCUCCAUAACCCCCAUCCCUCUCCCUUCCGUCGGUCUACGCACUCGAAGUGGUCUUGCCAGCGCAAGGCCACACGAUGACGUUACUCCAUGGCCCCGCAGUACCCACCAUCUUGCACCGUCCGACGCGGACACCCUCAUACAGCCUAUCACCCCUCCCCAAGCCCUCCGCGAACUCUUUGCAGAAACCGAACCAUCGUUCAUCGCGUCUACGCCAGUCCACGCCGGUGCAAUUCCGAUUCCUCUCACUCCAUCUACUCCUGCGGCGAAUACAAGUCUCGUAGGCGCGAUGAUCUCUCCUUCCCCGCCUCCCAGCGUCACACCCAGAUUGUAUUCGUGGACCGGUGCCGAGGCGUUGCCUAGCCUGAGGAUCCCGGAGAGUCCUAGCGCCGGUAGAGAGAGGGAGACCAGGGAUAGAGGCGUCUCCACUGGUAGUCCACCCGGGAGAGGUCUGAGGACCGUGAACGGGCCGAGGAACGCGAGGUGGCCUGUCUACUAGAGGAUGUGGCAUUCUUGGUGUGGGGAUACGGACAUCGAGUUCUAGUUAUGCUCAAGGGGGGCAAGGGAGUUUGGUUCGGACAUCUCGCUCCCUGUUGAUCGUUGCGGUGAGCGCGUCUUGGUGGCAGUAGAGGUCGCCCAAAAUUCAUGCUGUAUAUUUCUUCAGUCUUCCUCACCGUUCAACUUCUUUAUGCUCUUCAUCUAUCCUUUUCCCUUUCCUUCUCUGUAAAAUUGCUUGUGCUUGAUUUCGGAUCAUCCAUGCGCCACACAACAUCUCCACCCAAUCUACAUCUCGCUUGCUCGGUCGGUUCAUAUUCCGCAGGCUCGGGGUGUCACGUUUCUCUUUGGGCCGCGUUGUUGACAAUUCUCAUAUUUCUUAUCGUGUCGUGUCAUUGUACCGUGUUCUCUGCUCGCUGCUAUGCUCUGGCUGUCUUAAUUGCUCACUUCUGGAUUGUAUAUAUUCGUACACUUCUCCGGGAUACCAUUGUAACACUGACUGUCGGCUGCUUGCUGCCCCCUUGUUCCUCUGCGCUAUUUAUAGAACGCUCGC
Molecule: messenger RNA, 1681 nt
Organism: Stereum hirsutum FP-91666 SS1
Lineage: Eukaryota; Fungi; Basidiomycota; Agaricomycetes; Russulales; Stereaceae
Exons: 1
Coding region: 86-1132 (348 amino acids)
Source: RefSeq, a predicted model, not a curated record